AUGUACCAAGACACUUUUGAAGAAGACGAUUUGAUCGCUGAAGUUGAACUUGUUGCUCAAGCUCGCUACUCUCAAAACAAUGAUGUCGAUGACAAGUUUGACACUGAAGUUGUUUCCAACCAAACAACCAACACUCAAAUUCCUGACAGUGUUAGAAAUUUCAUUCUUCAAUUCUAUCGCAAUGUUAUGGAUAACAAUGUUUACGAGCUUCACAAUGUGUAUGACAGUUCAUUCAACAAAUUAACCGAGAAAUAUUUUCAAAAGCAAGCUUGGCCAGAAGCUGAAGUCAUUGCAUCCCUUGUUAACGACGACCAAGUAUUCUUGACUUUAUACCGCGAACUUUACUAUCGUCACAUCUAUUCUCACUUGACACCUACUUUGGAGCAACGUUUCCAAUCUUAUGAAAACUACUGCGACCUUUUCAACUAUAUUUUAAAUUCAAAUGGUCCCGUUUCUUUGGAAUUGCCUAAUCAAUGGCUUUGGGAUAUCAUUGACGAAUUUAUUUACCAAUUCCAAUCAUUCUGCAACUUCCGUGAUCGCACCAAGAAUAAGAGUGAGCAAGAAACAAAGUUAUUACAAGAAAAUCCACAGAUCUGGAGUUGUUAUAGCGUUUUGAACGUCCUUUACUCCUUUAUUCAAAAAUCUCGCAUCAACGAACAAUUGCUUGUUAGCAAGAAUGGUGGAGAUAUGAUGGAAGCCGCUGGUGAAUAUGGUUCUCGUCCUCUUUACAAGAUGCUUGGUUACUUUUCGAUUGUCGGUCUUCUUCGCGUCCACUGUUUGUUGGGAGAUUACACUCUUGCCUUGAAAAUGAUGGAUAACGUUGUUUUGAACAAGAAGGCUAUGUUUGCCCGUGUUACAGCUUGCCAUGUGACAACUUAUUACUAUGUUGGUUUUGCUUACAUGAUGCUUCGCAGAUACGCUGAUGCCAUCAAGGCCUUUUCAACAGUCUUGUCCUUUAUCCAAAAAACCAAACAAUAUCACUCUCGCUCAUACCAAUUUGAACAGAUUGCAAAGAAGGGCGAUCAGAUGUACUCACUUUUGGCCAUCUGUAUCGCUCUUUGCCCAACUCGAUUGGAUGAAAACAUUCAUUCUCAAUUACGUGAAAAGCAUGGAGAACAACUUUACAAGAUGCAGAAAGGUGAAGAAUCACUUCCUAUUUAUGUUGAUCUCUUCCAAUCAGCAUGCCCCAAGUUCCUCUCCCCCACAGGAAAGGGCGUCGAUCCUCAUCAACAUCAAUUAAAGGUCUUUAUGUCUGAUAUCAAAAAUCAAAUCAAUCUUCCUACGCUCCGCUCCUUCAUGAAACUCUACACUACCAUGGGCAUUGAGAAAUUAGCUAAAUUCUUAGAAGUUGAUCCUGAAGAACUCAAGACUCAAUUGUUGGUCUUUAAACAGAAAUCUCGUCAAUAUAAAUGGACUAGCGGCAGCCUUUUAGAAGGAGAGUAUCUUCCUACCUCUGAUUUGGACUUUUGUUUGAAGCAGGAUGUUGUUCAUAUCGCCGAAAGCAAAGUUGCUCGUCGCUAUGGUGACUGGUUCCUACGAAAUAUCAACCGUUGUGAAGAUAUCUUGGCAAACUUGGAACUUGGUAAAGUCUAA
This is a messenger RNA of Rhizopus microsporus ATCC 52813, 1593 nucleotides long. RefSeq lists its product as uncharacterized. The transcript is spliced from 4 exons. Gene Ontology annotation, cellular component: cytoplasm; eukaryotic translation initiation factor 3 complex. Bases 1 to 1593 code for a protein of 530 amino acids. NCBI's taxonomy places the organism in Eukaryota, Fungi, Mucoromycota, Mucoromycetes, Mucorales, Rhizopodaceae. The record is from RefSeq and is a predicted model, not a curated record. Gene Ontology annotation, biological process: translational initiation. Gene Ontology annotation, molecular function: translation initiation factor activity; protein binding.